Molecule: messenger RNA, 689 nt
Organism: Pocillopora meandrina
Lineage: Eukaryota; Metazoa; Cnidaria; Anthozoa; Scleractinia; Pocilloporidae
Source: the annotation of a GenBank genome assembly
AUGUAUGCAUCAUAUCUGUUGACAUGGUUCAAACAAGAGGUAAAGAAAACUUGUGAAUUGUGCCAUUUAAGUGAUAUCAAGAAAAAGGGCAAACCAUAUAUGCUGAGGUAAUUGUUAUUUCUAAGCCCUUUUCUAUUGAGUUGUAUUGGUUCAGUUGAUCUUCAUUUUACCAGGGUCAACAUUUUUGUUUUCAUUGUCACCUUUGGAACCUUUGCCAUACCCCUCCCCCCUUGGUCCUCUAUUCCCCCCCCCCCUCUCUUUGAACUUUUGUCUCUCUCUUCUCCCAUGUUUCUGUUGGGAAAUUGGGCAAAACAAAGGUGUUUGAUAGAUUAAGGAUUUUUCUUUACUGAAUGAAGUAGAGGAAGCAAGACAGUGGGCUACAAAGAAAAUUGAAUUUUUUCAGAACCAAAGUUAAAACCAUAUCCUUGUACUAUUUCCAGAUUUUCACAUUUCUAGACUAUCAACUUAAGAUACAUCCAACUAAGCUAAAGAAUUAUUGGUGUAUUUCCAGAAUUCCACAUUUCCAGACUACUGAGAUAAAUGUAAGUUAAAGACUAAUUUGUAUAUUUCUAGAUGUACCAAGUUAAUAUGCUUGUGAGUAAGCUAAUUGACAUAUUACAUAUUUUUACACAUUUUUCUUUAAGGUGAUGAAUUUGAUGUGCAGCACAUUCCAUUGUGAUGACAUGUUC